This is a messenger RNA of Lolium rigidum, 1099 nucleotides long. RefSeq lists its product as uncharacterized. The transcript is spliced from 5 exons. Bases 1 to 1023 code for a protein of 340 amino acids. The record is from RefSeq and is a predicted model, not a curated record. NCBI's taxonomy places the organism in Eukaryota, Viridiplantae, Streptophyta, Magnoliopsida, Poales, Poaceae.
AUGGCGAGGCCUCCACGCCACACCCUGAGCAGAUCCUCCGCCGCGCACUCUUGCCGGCUACCGAAACACGCGCUCCUGAGAGCCGGUGCGGCGUUCUUCCUCGCCACCCUUGUCGCGCUGCCCUUGGCCAGGAGGAGGGCGCCCAAGGCGAAGAUCUGUGAGGAUCUCAAACUUGAUCAAGUUUUGAGGAAGGCUUCAAUGGGAGACAAUACUGUUAUAUUGACUACACUUAAUGCUGCAUGGGCUUCUCCUGGCUCAGUGAUAGACCUAUUCAUUGAUAGUUUUCGCUGUGGUGUCAGAACAAGUUCACUCUUGAACCAUCUAGUCAUUAUAACAUUUGAUUCUGAUGCAUACAAACAAUGUGUCAAGAUCCACCACUAUUGCUACUUUCUUGGAACUGAGGGUGUGGACUUUUCUGGAGAGAAGAGGUUUCUGACUUCUGGGUAUCUGGAGAUGAUGUGGAAAAGGCUAGAUUUCUUGCGGCUGGUUCUUGAAAAAGGUUACAGCUUCAUAUUCUCGGAUGCAGACAUAAUGUGGUUCCGCAAUCCAUUUCCUCACUUCUAUCCUAAUGGUGACCUUCAGAUUGCUUGCGAUCACUAUGUUGGGAACGCAACAGACCUGAGAAACAUUGCUAAUGGAGGCUUCAAUUAUGUGAAAUCAAAUGAACGUACCAUAGAGUUUUACAGUUUCUGGUACUCAUCGCGAUCGAGAUAUCCUGGCUACCAUGAUCAGGAUGUAUUCAAUGCUAUAAAGCAUGAUCCUUAUGUUGCAGACAUUGGGCUGGAAAUUAAGUUUCUAAGUACUGCAUACUUUGGUGGAUUUUGUGAACCCAGCAGAGAUUUAAACAAGGUCUGCACUAUGCAUGCUAACUGUUGCAUCGGUUUGCGGAGCAAGAUUCAUGAUCUAAGGAUCAUGAUGGAAGAUUGGAAGAGCUAUUUGUCAUUGCCUCCAAGCUUGAAAAGACUGACACCAUCCUCCUGGAGGGUGCCGCAAAAUUGCAGCCUAUCUUCACAAAACCUAUAAGACAUGCUUGUGGACUACAAAAGGAAAAUGGAAGAGUGGAGCAUGCUUAAGGUGUUCUCCACAUUUUCUGCAAAAA